AUGAAGAAGUCAGGAACCAAGCAGCCCGUGAGGCUGUAUGUGCGGGGGAUUGUGCUCGGAUAUAAAAGAUCCAAGAUCAACCAGUAUCCGUCAUGCUCUCUCCUGCAGUUGGAGGGCGUCAAUGACCGCAAAGACACCCAGUUCUACCUUGGCAAGCGCGUCGCGUACGUCUAUAGAGCCAAGACGGAGAAGCAGGGCUCCAAGUACCGAGUCAUUUGGGGACGCAUCCGCCGCCCGCACGGUAACACUGGCGUAGUGCGCGCGAAGUUCACCAGUAACCUGCCUCCGACCGCCAUCGCUGGCCGCGUGCGUGUGUUCCUGUAUCCCUCCAACAUUUGA
Messenger RNA from Besnoitia besnoiti, 339 nucleotides. RefSeq names its product ribosomal protein RPL35A. The coding region runs from base 1 to 339 and encodes 112 amino acids. The transcript is spliced from 3 exons. NCBI's taxonomy places the organism in Eukaryota, Apicomplexa, Conoidasida, Eucoccidiorida, Sarcocystidae. The record is from RefSeq and is a predicted model, not a curated record. Gene Ontology annotation, cellular component: ribosome; cytosolic large ribosomal subunit. Gene Ontology annotation, molecular function: structural constituent of ribosome. Gene Ontology annotation, biological process: ribosomal large subunit biogenesis; cytoplasmic translation.